ACUUUUUUUUGCAUCAUUAGAUUCAAACUCACACUUUUUAUACAAGCAAUGACAUCAGCAACCCAGGCGGGCAACGCGCCGCAAAAGAGCACCGGCAUUCUUCAGGACGUCAUCAAUUCGAUAUUUGAGCCGGGAGUUAACCGUGGUGUGCUUGUGGUCAUGAACUGUGCAUUUGCAGGUCUGUUUCUGAUUCUUUUCUACCUUGUUAUCGCCACUCGCUUCAACAUCCACGUGUGCGCUUUGACAGUAAUUGCUGGACUUUUGUUUGCGUCUAUUCAGUGGUUCAUCAAGGAGCUUUCUGCCAGCAGGGCUAAUUCCCCAACGUCUGAGGAUAAAAAGCCGGACGACAAGCCGACAUCAAAGUCAAAGGCCAGCUCGGUUAAGAAGAACAAGCACAAGAAACUCUAAAAAUGUUUUUACGAUUUAAUUUUUUAGUUUGGUGCCACUUAUGAAUAUAAAUGGUGUUAUUCUGCCUAAAUCAUGCAUUUAAAGCAGUUAUACUUGUCUUCUCAAUUGCAUAAAAUACAUUAUCGCACUCUCAUAUCGUGUAUUAAAUAUAUUAUAAUAAAU
Molecule: messenger RNA, 570 nt
Organism: Kickxella alabastrina
Lineage: Eukaryota; Fungi; Kickxellomycota; Kickxellomycetes; Kickxellales; Kickxellaceae
Product: ER protein Pkr1-domain-containing protein
Exons: 1
Coding region: 49-408 (119 amino acids)
Biological process (GO): vacuolar proton-transporting V-type ATPase complex assembly
Cellular component (GO): endoplasmic reticulum membrane
Source: RefSeq, a predicted model, not a curated record